Messenger RNA from Symsagittifera roscoffensis, 7972 nucleotides. RefSeq lists its product as uncharacterized. The record is from RefSeq and is a predicted model, not a curated record. The transcript has a single exon. Gene Ontology annotation, cellular component: small-subunit processome; nucleolus; 90S preribosome. Bases 7 to 7824 code for a protein of 2605 amino acids. Lineage: Eukaryota; Metazoa; Xenacoelomorpha; Acoela; Convolutidae.
CUGAGAAUGCCGAAGUCAAGUCGAAAAUUGCGAUGUCACAUGAAGGAUGACAACUUGUACAAGUUCACAUCUUUCAGUGAUCAAAUAAACUCUAUCUCAGUUUCGAGCAUCCAGAGAUCUGUUCCUGCGGUCGCCGCGACCAGUCUUGAAGACACUAGCGUCGACAGCGAAGAGUCGUUUCUGGCUUCUGGACUCCAGUUGCAACUGGUCGAAAGUCAGACUGCACUCUUUAAGCAAACAGUUCGAAAAUUGACCCCUUUUAUUGGGUCAUAUGGAGAGGUCGUGUUCCACCAACGUGCAAUUUUUUCAAAAGUUGAAUCAGCUCUGGCACAAUGUGAUGACAUGAGUUUGGUCGGUCUGCUACGUAUACUCACAGAUUUAUGCAAAGAUAUUCAGAGCGACUUCUACGAGUAUUUCUACAACUUAUUGAACGUUUUGGGUUCUCGGGUUAAAACAUCGAACUCAAUGAAAGCAUUAUUUGCUAUUUUUGGUUGCAUUGCAACGUGUAUUAAAAUAACGCUCAAUCGAUUCAAAUCUGAAGAUGUACACAAGCUAAUGUCGCAUUUGGUGCCGUUUAUGGAAACAAGAAAGCAACUUCAAGUCAGAUUUUCUUCUGGCGCUUUUGCGUUUGUAUCCAAAAAGCUGAUAGAGUCAGAUGAUUUGGUACGGCUAUUGUAUGAAAAUGUGAGUUUGAAAACAGUCGAAGCUUUUCAAUUGAUAGUAGCUGAAAUUGCUAAAGGAGUCGGCGUUGAUUUCAGUUUUAGAUUUCCAGGACUCUUCAAAUGCAUCCUGAUUUAUUAUCCUGUUUCUGACGAAGAAUCGGUUCCGUGUGUUAGGUUCUUGCAAAGCACUGCUCAACUUUUUAUGUCUAUGAUAAAUAAAGAACACGCGAAACGAGAAGAUAGCGUGAAGUUUUUCUGGAAAACAGCGAAUGAAGUUUUCUCGUGUGUUGGGAAUUUUGCACCAAUUUUUAUAGCCUUGAAAGAAAUUUUGAACUUUCAAAAUGGACGAUUUGUUGCCAAAUAUUUACUAGACGAAGUUCUGGGUCUUCUAGUUGAGCUGAAAGGUAAAUUUUCUGAUAAUUUCGUCAAAUGGUACGAUUUAUGUGCAAUUGUUUUAAGUUACAACUGUGCUGACAAACGAUUGAAAAAUCUUCAUGAUUUCAAAAAUUGUUGUUUUUCUUUUGACAAAGAAUCGUUUACGAUAUUAAGUGAUCUGAUUUGCACAUGUUUGAAAAUGGAAUCAUGUACCUUGCUCAAGAGUAGCUGCCUGCUACCAAUCAUUAAGCUUGCUCUAGAAGUUUUUGGAAACAGCUCAGAAAAGGAAGAACGAUCAAGAAUUUUGGCUGUCAACAUAGUAGCGCAUCUAGUCAGUCAAACAAGCAGCUCCGCUGACCAAGAGUUGAGUUUUGAAAAUUUUCGUUUCAUUGAAAUUUCGUUGAAUGCAAAUAACUUGACAAAAAUUGAAAAAUGUGGAAUUGCGUUUGUAUCAAGCCGCAUGACUACCAAUUUUGCAUGGGCCAAAAAACUGCUGAAAUUGGUCGAGAGCAAACUGAACAUCAAUUUAGUUGGAAUCGGAACGCCAGAAGUAACAGGAAGGUUGGAGCAUUUUUUGUGGGACAAAAUCCGCUUCACUUAUGCUUUGAAUCAUUUAAAACUAACUGCGACACAGUUUUCGCAUUUGGUCUCCCGGAUUGAGAAGAGUCCGGAAGACCUGGACAAUCUGGCGGCUCUCUCGAUUUUCUUAAGCUCCGAAUUGGGAAAAAAUGGCAAAGUUGUUAAAAAGGAAGAGUUGAAACACUUGGUUGAUAUCUUGAAGCCAAACUUCAGAUCUUUUGAUCGAGAAGUUGUCAAGAAUACCAUUGAAGUUUUUCUGAGUUUCAAUUGGCCAAAUGAAAAUGCGACAAACAAAACUGAAACUAAUUUUACGACGAAAGGUCUGUUCAGAAAUAUGCUUGAAGUGGCCAGUGUUGAAAUCAGUGUGCCGUCGCUGCGAGAGAAAUUGCUGUACUGCGAUAAACUGAAACACCACAUUGUCUCUAAAACUCGAAUCGGCAAUUGGGAAAGUGACUUUAUCGACUUAGAUGACUUGAUUGAAAUUUCGUUUUCAUACCUUGUCUCAUUAUGUUUUAUCAGGUUUGUUCCUCUGCAAAAGGGAAUUGAAGAAAUCAUUGGUAGUUACAGAAAUCAUAAACGAGUAAGGAAAGUUAUAAGUGAUCUGCUUCAUGAGACAUUUGAUGCCCCAGAAGCUAGAUUUUCGACUGGCAGUUUGGAAACAAAACAUUUGACACCAGAAGAAAAAUCAAUGGCGGACUCUUUGCUUAAGUUCUAUAGCCCUCAAAAAGAGUUCACAUCUAUCAGGCGGCGUGAAAAUUUGCUCGACAUGUUUAAAAUGAACAUAAGUUUAGCUGAAAUUUCUGUGGAUCAGUUAAAAAACUAUUUCUUCAAAUUUCUGGUUCGCGAUUUUGCAUCUACAACUUUGAGCAGACGAAUGAACAUAGAGUUAAUAUUGAACACGGUCUCGGUGAACAAAGAAAUUGUUGUCUUGUUAAGCGAAGAUGAAUCACACGUACCGACCUUACUUGCGUUUUUCAAAGUUCUUUCGUCUCUGGCAAGCAUGAAAACUAUCAAAAACGAUCCCAAAAUAUUACAACUUGCGAAAGAAAUGUUGAGAUCGAGUCUCAGUUUUUUGCAAAGUGCAGUGUUAGACUUUGUGUUUAGUUUUAAGUUGACUUAUUUGGAGCCCUAUAAAGAUUGUAUGGCUCAGCUGUGCUCAGACAAGUCGGUCAAAAAAGGGCUGAACGAGCUGAAGUUGUCAGAAGAAAAUUGCCUCGUGCACGAAACCCAUAGAGAUAAAUUUCUUGAAAUAAUGCUGCCAUUUUUGCUGGGAAGACUGUUCAAUACUGGCUGGAUCUCAAAUGUAGAUGAGCGUUUUAGGGCUAUUUUCCAGUUUGUACGAUAUCUUUCAGUUGAAGAAAAGGAAGCUUUUCUUACUGAUGCUUUUGCUGAUUUUUCUGAACUUUUAGCAGAUGGUCGAAAGUCAGAUUUUGAGCAUUCGAAGUUUGAAUGCAACAUAAUGUCGAGGUUUCUCUUGGUCUUACAACAAGUCUUGAGAAACAUGCAGCGACUAUCGUUUCUUGAAAUUAUGAAGACGUUUGGAAAAUGUAACUUAAAUAUCUGUCUGUCCCUUGAGCGUUCCAAGAAAAAAUGGAUGAAAAAUUCAGAACUGGCAUCGAGAAAUAAAAGACUAUCCAAACAAGCUCUGGUUUGUCUUUUAUCAUAUGUUAAUCUGUCAUCAGAGCCAUUUGAAGAAUUUGAAGUAGAGUCUAUAUGCCAAGUUUUACUAAAACCGGCUCUUGUGUUUAACUCCAGUGAAGAUCUUUCGAAGGCGUCAAUUUCAAUUCAGGCCAAAUUCGUAGAAUCUUUUGCAGCGAAUGGAUUUUACAGAAAAUAUCUGAGUUUUCAAAUGGACUCACGAAAUUCAAAAUCGUUACUGGAGUGUUUUUGUUGGUUUUUGCAGCCCAAUGUUUCUAGUCAGUUGCAAUUUUUUGUGUUGAGAGUUUUGACAUCUUUAAUUCCAGAAGAGAAAGAAGAAAUUUCAAGUGAAUGCGAAGGAAUCUCAGAUGAUGGAAUGGAUGCCCAAAAUGAGUUUGACGAACUGGGUGCGAGACUGCUGAAGAGUCACGCUUGCUUUGUGAUCAAAUUUCUCCAACUGAAGAUGAUGUCAGACCAGUUUAAAAAGCUGAACAAAAACGAAAGAGUAAACUUGCUGAAACUUCUUCUGUUCAUGGUUUCUGAUAUUACAUCCCCGGAAGAGAGCCUAGCUUUGGCCACUACUCUUGCGGCGUAUAUGAGUAAAAAGCGAAAAGUUCUGCCUAAAUUCAUGAGUGGAGAUGUUACGAAACUUAUUGUGACUUUACUCAGAAAUUGUGAAAGUCCUCAUUCUGUAUUGUUCACACUUGCUUCGAACUUCUCGGAGAAUCUGUCCGUUGAAAUGCGAAAUGAUUUGACUGAUAUUUACUUGACUAUUAGUCCCGAGUUCGUCGACUUGAUCAAGGGUUUGAACUCUUGGAAUCCGAAGUAUGUCGAGGAACCUGAUUUUGCGCGUCGGUUUGACUGUUUCUCGAAGAUUCCCGAAAUGCUCGAAAGCAUGUCACCUCAAAAUUGCGUUAUAGCUAUUGCUGUAGUUUUCAAAAAUUGUUGCUUUUUCAUAGAUACGAUAGACGAUUUCGCGAUUCGCGAUCGCUGCGUUGAAACUGUAAAGUACAUGAUUACCAAGUUUGACUUGAACGCGAAAAUAGUGUUGAUGAUUAAAACACACCUGUCUUUCAUGCUGAAAACGAAACCAGAAGACCCAAUUUUGAUCAAUGUUCUGAACAUGCUGAAGUGUUUCAUUGAAAAUUGUCACGAGAAAGAUACGGUUUUGGAGGAGCUGCGAUUAUUGCAAGUUGGAAAGAUUGACUACAUCGAUGAUAUUUCUCAGUUACAAGUGUCUAGAAGAUGCAGAGGCUUACUCAAAAUUGCAGAGCUAAUUCUUCAAGACAAAUUUUGCAUAGCUACAUUCCAGUUUUUCCUGAUACCGAUUGCUUGGAUUGCCAUUGUUAAGUUCGAGCAAGUUAAAGACCCAAACUUGAUUACGGCGUCAAUUGAAAUGCUGAAAAGCUGUGCGACUAAAAUGGAAUUGAACAGUUUGGUGCGCUUAGCCGAAAGAUGUUUGUUAAUGGUCAACCAAAACCAUGAAAAUCCGAAAGUGGCUUGUAGGGUUCUAGCUGCUACUUUGACCGCGUUCGGCUCAAACGAUACUCUUCGUCAUAAAAUAGAAAGUGCGUAUCAGGCGGAAAAAGCAUAUGUGGUUUUGAACUCGUUUGCAGGGAGAAUUUUAUCCAUGUUGAUGAAACAAAAGUUGUCGGAUUCUGACAUUAUCGACAAGGACGAAUCGAACGCUAUAAUUGCGAAACUGCCAGUUCAUAUUGGGCUAUAUAAUGUUGCAAAGUUUUUGGGAGCGAAAACCAAAGAUUUUCACGUUAAGAAACUUCUUCUGUCAAUGUGUGGUUUUCUAAGGUCACGUGAUAAAUCAGUGAGACAUGCAACACGCGGAGUUUUGAUUCAGAUUUUGCCGAAUUUGGAAGUAGAGUACCUGAACGAACUGAUCAAAGACUUGUUCCACUUGUUAGAUCGAGGAUACCUCCGACAUAUUCUAGUAUUCACACUAUACCGAAUUCUCACUGAGUCGAAAGCGUGUUUCACAGCAGGCGAUAUAAGUUGUGAGAACUUGAAAGAAAUUGGGAAAUUUUUGAUCCGAGAUCUGUUUGGUUUGGGGGCGGAGGAAAGAACAUCGACAAAACUGGUUUCGAGAACCGAAGAAGCCAGAAAAAGUUAUGCUAUUCCAUGCUACGGUUUGAUGGGAUAUUUCUGUUUAAACGAAGAUAUGGUCGAACUUUUAAAGCCACUUUCAGAAGGCUUAGAAGAAAAAGAAACGAGUUCGAAUAAACGAACAAUAAGUGAUAUUUUGAACCGAUUCGGUGCUGAAUUAUUGCUCAAUAAAAAACUGAAGAAUUUGAAAAUAUUGCAGUUUGUGCAAGAGGUGUGUAACGGAAAUUUGAAGAAAAUGUUUGAAAAGAAUUCAAAAGACCGCACAAUGCAGAAGCAGGACCCUAGAUUGCAACCCCGAGACUACCGGCUGUUGGAUCCGGUGCCAACAAGAGUAGUUGAUAGGAAAGCAAAUGUAGUCACCUUUUCAUAUCAUCAUGUGUUUGUCCAAUUUGGUUUCCAACUUCUCCUGAAAUUGACGAGUAAAUUAGACAUCAAUACGCUUCGUAAUGCCGAAAUGUUGAGCAUCUUGCAACAGUUAGUUCCGUUGGUGAUCGAAAGUCUAAACUCUUCUUAUUUGCCUGUGUUAAUUCAAUCCAUUCGGUGCAUGAAAGAGUUUCUUAACUUGCAAUCGGAAGGCGUGUUGAAAUCUGAAAUCUUCGACAAGCUGAUCAUGAUUAACAAAAAAUUCUGUCGAGGAACUUCCAUAUCUUCCGAUAGUCAGGAGUUAGUUCCUGUGGUUGCAAAUUGCAUCAAAAUCAUGCUUGCUGAUGAAAAAUUACCAGUGAGAAAUGACCAACUGACAAUUAUUUUAGCCCACAUUGAGGAAGAUCUUGCUGAUAAAAAUAAAGUUAAAUCAAGCCUAUCGUUAGUAAAAGCUAUUAUAGCCCGAAGGUUGAAGCAUGAAAACGUUUCUGAAGUUGUGAACAAAGUUUCUAAGCUGAUGAUUCAAUCACCGAUUCCUUCGAGUAGAAUCAAUUGCAGAAAUCUUUAUUUAGACUACUUGAUUGGCUAUGCUCAAGAAAAAGCGGAGAAAAGUUUGGAUUUCGUUCUGGCGCAAAUAGUAAAUUAUGAAGACCAAACCGGUCGAGAAUCGGCGCUCGAACUUCUGGUACUUUUCGUCUCCAAAGUAAGCGAAUCUUUCUUACAGAGUGUAUCGGAUAAGUUGUUUUUCCCAUUGUGUUUGACACUUGCCAAUGACAGUGCACAAAGCUGUAGGAAAUUAGCCCGACUAUGUUUGGCUAAAAUUUUCUCCCGUGUCGGCGAAAAAGAGUACUCUGAGUUUACGGAAACAGUUAUGAAAUGGAUGGAUAAGUCGGUUGAUCUCUCGCUUUGCAUGCUUGGAUUUCUAGUGAUGGACAUUUUAGUAGAAAAUUAUCGAAGUAGUUUGGACGAAAAGAUUGUUAAUUUUUUCAAGCUGAGCUGUAAAGUCUUAAAAGACUGUAAUGAAAAUCAAAGUCGGCCAAUUCUAGGAAUUGAUAGCAAAGCCACUAAAAAUGAAGAACGUACAAGAGUUAUUGACUAUACUGUACUGUCAGUACUGAAGCUUCUACAUCGUGUUUUCAACAUCUUGGAUUUUUCUCCCGAUGGCCAGAAAAAAUUUACCAAAGUCUUGCCUGAAGUAGUAGAAAAAGUGAACGAGCAUUUGAGUUACCCACAUGAAUGGGUUCAAACUGUUUCCUGUCAGAUUUUUGCCUCUAUUUUCUCGAAAUUCAACGCUGAAGAGUUUCUAGAAAGUUCUUUUGCUCGUAUAGCUUUUGCUUUACAAAAUCCCGGUCGCGACAAAAUAUUGACUGAUUUUUUCAAGAGAACUGUUGACAGUUUAAUAAGCAAUGUUUCCUUUAUUGAGGCUGGUAAAGAGCUCAUGAACAUAUCAUUGAAAGAUGUUGUUUAUUUGACUCUGAUCUUUGCGGCGGAGUUUUUGAAGGAUUCUACCUUUGGAUCUGCUUUGUUAUCUGAAAUUAUUGAUAAAAUGAACCUUUUAGCCCUAAAAGAGUCGAGAUUCAACCAGAAAAGCAUAACCAAAAGACAGUUUGUUUUUGACUGGAAUAAAUUGAUCCUGCAGAGCAAACAACUUAUCCAAUGUUGCCCCAAAAUGCCCGAAGAAACUUUGCACAAGCUCCUGUUCCCUGUUGUAAGAGAGCUUAUUUCCAAGUCUAAUAAUGAUAGUAAACCUGAGUUCAGCGAGAUGUUUCAAAGCACUUAUCAAUGCUUUGAAAAGGCUUUCAAAAGUCUGAAUAAAGAAGGAGAAAACGAGACUUUUUUGUCGUCUCAUUACACACAGAUAGCAGCGACUUUACGUGAAAGAAAGUUAGAACGAACAGUGAUGAAAAAACGAGAAGCUGUACUGAAUCCAAGUGUUCACGCGGCUAAAAAGACAGAGCAGUAUAUGAAGAAAAGAGUGAAUAGAAAGAGAAAAAUUGCAGAAAACAGAGGCAAAGUAUCUGCGAAGAAAGGAAAGUUGGGAUCGAAGGCUAAGAAUUCAGAAGAAAUUUUGGUUGAAGAUCUAAUAUAACUCGCGUUGUAUGAAAAUAAUCGACUUCUAAGUGAAAUUAAAAGAAAUUGUCAUUGCUGUUCUUACCACUCCUUAGGGAAGAAACUAUGGCAUAGAGUGUGUUUUAUCUUCUCGAUUGUUGAUGAUAAUCAACUUCUACCGCCAGAUC